AUGUGUAGUAUACUGUCAAAAUUCCUAAAAUCAAGUUUAAACAUCGAUUUACUUGUUGCAAAUCACAGCCAAAUACGGUCAUUCACUGUCAAACCAUAUGUGAAAGGGUUGCGUAGAGCAGAAUUUACUAAUGAAUUAAACGUUAUACGGGAUUCUCAGGUUAUACCAAUUUAUAGGAUUUUAGAUACAAAUGGUAAACUUGAAAAUGGACAUACUUGCCCUUUUGACUUACAUAAGGUUGUAGAGUACUAUAAGGAUAUGAUUAGACUUAGCAUUUGUGAUAAUAUCUUCUAUAAUAUCCAACGCCAAGGCCGUAUCUCCUUCUACAUUCAGAAUCAAGGCGAAGAAGCCACUCAGCUUGGCUCAGGUUUAGCCUUGCAACAGCAAGACCAUAUAUUUGGCCAAUACCGUGAAUUAGGAGUGUUGUAUUGUAAGGGAUUCUCAAUGGAUGAUGCUUUGGCACAACUUUUUGGCACUGCUGGUGAUGAGUGUAAGGGAAGACAAAUGCCAAUUUCCUACUGUAAAAGACAAUCUAAUAUACAUGCCAUUUGCACUCCGCUAACUUCACAAUUACCUCAUGCAUCAGGAGCUGGGUAUGCCUUUGCAAUUCAAAAUAUGGAUGCGGUGGCUGUAACUUAUUUCGGUGAAGGCGCUGCGUCUGAGGGUGAUUUUCAUGCUGCCCUUAAUUUUGCAGCCACGUAUAAGUCCCAAACUAUGUUUAUGUGCAGGAACAAUGGAUAUGCCAUUAGUACCCCGGUUCAUGAUCAAUAUGCCGGGGAUGGGAUAGCAAUUCGAGGCGUUGCCUACGGAAUGCCGACAAUACGUGUUGAUGGCAAUGACUUAUUUGCAUGUUACUUGGCCACUAAAGCAUGUAGGGAGAUUUGUGUGAAUGAAAAGACGCCAGUCUGCAUGGAAUUUAUGACAUACAGAUUGGGGCAUCACAGUACUUCAGAUGAAUCGUCACAGUAUCGUGGUGCUGGAGAGCUUGAAGUUUGGGGUUCAACUGGAGUAAAUCCCAUAAUUCGAUUGAAGCUAUUUCUGGAGUCACAAGGCUUAUGGGAUGAUGAUAAGGACAAAGAGUUGAGAAAGAAGGAAAAAUCAAUGAUAUUGGAAAAAAUUAGACAUCAUGAAAAGAUGAAAUCUGUUGAUAUAAUCCCUGGAAUUUUUGAUGACGUGUAUAGUUACGAGCCGUGGCAUAUAAAAGAGCAAAGAGAAGAACUUGCAAAUCAUCUAGCCAAACAUUCUUCAAAGUACAAUAUGGAAAAAUUUGAAAAGAUACAAUAA
Messenger RNA from Babesia microti strain RI, 1284 nucleotides. RefSeq names its product 2-oxoisovalerate dehydrogenase E1 component, alpha subunit. The transcript is spliced from 5 exons. The record is from RefSeq and is a predicted model, not a curated record. The coding region runs from base 1 to 1284 and encodes 427 amino acids. Gene Ontology annotation, biological process: branched-chain amino acid catabolic process. Gene Ontology annotation, molecular function: oxidoreductase activity, acting on the aldehyde or oxo group of donors, disulfide as acceptor. Lineage: Eukaryota; Apicomplexa; Aconoidasida; Piroplasmida; Babesiidae.